This is a messenger RNA of Megalobrama amblycephala (Wuchang bream), 2862 nucleotides long. RefSeq names its product solute carrier family 34 member 1a (gene slc34a1a). Gene Ontology annotation, cellular component: apical plasma membrane; brush border; vesicle. The coding region runs from base 1 to 1818 and encodes 605 amino acids. Gene Ontology annotation, molecular function: sodium:phosphate symporter activity. Lineage: Eukaryota; Metazoa; Chordata; Actinopteri; Cypriniformes; Xenocyprididae. Gene Ontology annotation, biological process: intracellular phosphate ion homeostasis; sodium-dependent phosphate transport. The record is from RefSeq and is a predicted model, not a curated record. The transcript is spliced from 10 exons.
AUGUAUUUUGUCUCUCCUGCAGCAUCCACAAAGAUCAGCGAGGGCAGACAUAAAGAAAUGUCUUCUUCACUGUUCAUCAGUUUGCUGAGGGUUCCUCUGCUCCUGCUCCUGCUCUAUGGGUUUGUUUGUUCUCUGGACGUCCUAAGCUCUGCUUUUCAGCUGGCUGGAGGCAAAGUGGCUGGAGACAUUUUCAAGGAUAAUGCCAUCCUGUCCAACCCCGUCGCCGGACUCAUGGUGGGGAUACUGGUCACGGUUCUGGUCCAGAGCUCGAGUACUUCCACAUCCAUUGUGGUCAGCUUGGUCUCGUCCGGAUUGCUUGAAGUAAAGUCUGCCGUCCCCAUCAUCAUGGGCUCCAACAUCGGCACGUCUGUCACCAACACCAUCGUCGCCCUGAUGCAGGCGGGAGAGAGGAACGAAUUUAAACGGGCCUUUGCCGGGGCGACGAUCCACGACUGUUUUAACUGGCUGUCCGUGCUGGUGCUGCUGCCGCUCGAGGUGGCGUCGGGUCUGAUGAGUUUCCUGGCCAGAGUCACUGUCAGCGGCUUUCAGCUGCACAGCGGAGAUGAAGCGCCUGAACUACUGAAGACGCUCACCGAGCCCUUCACCAAACUCAUCAUACAGCUGGAUAAAUCGGUGAUAACGGGCAUCGCCCUGGGCGAUGAGUCCAUGAGGAAUCACAGCCUCGUGAAAGUCUGGUGCAAGUCCAGCUCUUCAGUGAAUGUGACAGCAGCUGCCGCCCAGAACUGCUCCGCUGAACUGCAUUGUGGGAAGGACAGUAAUCUCACCUGGAUCAUACAGAAUAUCAGCAAGCCGAUCAACGCAGAGAAAUGCCGGCAUCUGUUUGUGGAUUCGGGUCUGUCGGACCUGGCGGUGGGGCUGGUUCUGUUAGCCGGCUCUCUGAUGGUGCUGUGCUCCUGUCUGCUGCUGCUCGUCAAAGUGCUCAACUCACUCCUCAAAGGUCAAGUGGCAAAGGUCGUUGAAGGGGUCAUCAACACGGAUUUCCCGUAUCCUCUGGGCUGGCUGUCAGGAUAUCUGGCCAUGCUGAUGGGAGCAGGAAUGACCUUCAUCAUCCAGAGCAGCUCCGUCUUCACCUCUGCCAUGACUCCUCUCAUAGGCAUUGGCGUGAUCAGUCUCAAUAGGGCGUAUCCUUUGACCUUGGGCUCCAACAUUGGCACGACCACCACGGCCAUCCUCGCCGCUCUCGCCAGCCCCAGAGAGAAGCUCCCCGCUGCGUGCCAGAUUGCCUUGUGCCAUUUUUACUUCAACAUCUUUGGGAUUUUACUGUGGUAUCCAGUCCCGUUCACUCGUCUGCCCAUCCGGAUGGCGACUGCGCUGGGUGAACGCACAGCCAAGUACCGCUGGUUUGCCGUGCUCUACCUGCUGGUCUGUUUCCUGCUGCUGCCCUGCCUCGUGUUCGGCAUCUCUCUGGCCGGAUGGCAGGCCAUGGUCGGCGUGGGUGCGCCGUUCGCAGCGCUCACCGCCUUCGUCCUCCUGGUCAACCUGCUGCAGUCCCGCAGUCCCACACACCUGCCCAAGACGCUGCGCAGCUGGGACUUUCUCCCGCAGUGGAUGCACUCUCUCAAACCGCUUGACAAACUCAUUACCAAAACCACGGCGUUGUGCUGCAGCCCGGCUCGACUGAAUGACCCAGAUGUGGUCGUAGUGUCUCCAGACACAAUAAACAUCAAGCCAGAAUCAAAGAAACAAGCCGAGCAGUGGUAUGAUAACCCUGCCCUGUCCCUACCGGAGGAGAUUUCCUCAGAGCCCAGAGUCUUUAGACUUAGAGGACUAGAAAGAUGCAACAGCACGCCGUUAUAGAAAGUCUGUAUUCUUCGUAAAAUGAAACAUCCGGGUUUUUAGUGCCUUUCAAUGGCCAGUCUCAGAUUUAAGCUCUGUUCCAAAGCCAAGUGAAAAUUUUAAGGCAUCAUAUGCAUGAUUAUUCUGCCUUUUAAGAUGUCAUAUUCUGGCCUAAAUAUAAGACAACAUCCCAUGCAUCUUUCAUGUAGGAGAUGAUCUCAUAAUGCGUGGUGACAACUCGGUGAGAGACAAAGUAAAAAAAAAAAAAGCUGAUUAGAAAUGUAUUUUAGUGCCGAAAAGUACACUGUAAACCUGAAUAAGUUGGGCUAACUUUUUUGAGUAUGAUGUUCCCAAUUUUAAGUAUGCAUCGAGUUGAGUUUGUAGUACUCUUGCAUGUUAAUUGCUUCUAACUUGAAGCACUGAGUUUGCUAACUCAUUCAGCAAUUAUCAUAAAAGAACUUUUUUUCACUUUUAGUGCUUGCAAAUCAAAUGAUGUAAACCCUAAUAAGUUGUCAGAACUCAAAAAAGUUAAACUCAACAUUUAAGAUUUUUAUUUUGUACUCAUACAUUUUUAUUGUUCUUAACUUGAAAUAUUUGAGUACACUAAUUUAACUUAACAUGAUCAGGUUAUCUCAAUGUAAAUAUUUUGCUAGCUGUAACACACUAAUUCAGAACAUGCCAACUUGCUAAUUUGCUAACAUGUUAAUAAUAGCAUGGUUUAGCACUUGCUGAAUGAGUACAGCAACUUAAAACAUGUAACUUACCUGCUCUCAAACCAAGAAGUAUGCGCCACUUCACCAUGAUGAAAACUCUCAAAUCCACAUUAACAGAAACUCUUCUAUAUUAGCAUGACAAAACAUUAAUCACUACUAAAUCUCCCUUAACAUUAAUCUUGCACAAAAAAAAAAAAAAAACAUUAUAUAACACUUAAUUUUAGCAUUUACUCUCCCUUUUGAGUGCCAUGGUCAAAGCAUGCUGAUAAAUAACAAAUGCAGUCCAGUUUCAGUUAAAAUCAAGUUAGUCUAAAUUAAAAGAAAUGAGUUCAUACAACUCAAAACAAUGAAA